Messenger RNA from Menidia menidia (Atlantic silverside), 2637 nucleotides. The record is from the annotation of a GenBank genome assembly. NCBI's taxonomy places the organism in Eukaryota, Metazoa, Chordata, Actinopteri, Atheriniformes, Atherinopsidae.
AUGGCACGGGGUGGGGAUAGCGCCAGCCAACUGAGGACAGGAACAAGGAGGAGACGAGAGACCGGUGGAGUUACAAAUGUUUGCAGCCGCUCCACUCCCCAUGUGGAGGCGGCGAGUAGCCCAUCGGUUUUUGGAAAGUUCCACCUCGCUACUGUGUAUAGAAGUGCAGGAAAACAUGGCAGAGUGAAGUUGAAGGAAGGCGUGGCGUUUCUCGGGGCUCGUCCCAGCAACCCCACUCAGUGGAUAGUGAGCCAGGACUUGAGGAGCGAAGGCCAUCGAGUGGUGACCCUCCACUGCCGCAGGAAGGAGUCCAGUUAUGACCAGCGAAGGUUCUGUUGCUAUGCCAACAGUGGCAGAACUGAAAGGAACCGGGUUUUUUUGUGUGCCGUUAAGGACCUUUCUGAGGAGGACAGGCGCUGCCAGUGUCACAGCACCUGCAGGUGCGAGUACAGGCCCGGACGAUCUGAGAUGGAUGUUCAGAGGGUACUCCAGGUGGAUCUGAAAAUGGAAAGCUUCCCGGAGCCGACGGGCAGCCGCUGGAUGGCCUGGCAGGUGGAGUACCCAGGCAGUCGCACGGCCACACAAGAGGCCGAGACAGAGAUCCGGCUGGCACAGGAAGAACUGGCAGGCAUCGUGCCUCUUGCCAUGGACACUGAGAUUCUGAACACGGCUGUCCUGACCGGAAAGACAGUGGCCGUCCCGGUGAAAGUGGUGACCAUCGGAACUGACGCCUCUGUGACAGACGUUUCAGAAGCCGUGCGAUGUCGCUCCACAGACGAGGACGUGGUCAAGGUGUCUGAUAGAUGCGACUACGUUUUUGUCAAUGGCAAGGAGAUGAAGGGAAAGGUAAAGAUGAUGGUGAAUUUCACUUACGGAUACCUCAGUGCUCAGCUGGAGCUGAGUGUGUGGAUCCCUCGUCUCCCCCUCCAGAUUGAGGUGUCAGACACGGAGCUAAGCCAGAUCAAAGGGUGGAGGGUACCCACCGCGGCCACGGGCCAGAGGUCCACACGAGACAGUGAGGAUGAAGAUGAUGAAGACAGACGAGGGCGGAUCUGCACCCUGCAGUACCAGCAUGCCAUGGUCAAGGUUCUGACCCAUUUUGUAGCAGAGGCAGCUGAUUCACGAGGCCAGACAAGUUUCCUGCUGGGCACUGACUGGCAGGUGGACAUCACAGAGCUUGUGUGGGACUUCCUGAAGGUAGAAAAUCCCCACAUUGCAAAGCUUCUAAACAGGAAGACUCUGGUUGGACUGGACACGGGGAUGACGUCUAUCCAGGUGUUGUCACCAUUGUCAGACUCAAUCCUGGCAGAGAAAACGGUCACUGUGGUGGAUGACAAAGUGACCAUCACAGAGCUGGGGGUCCAACUGGUGACCGGUCUUUCCAUGAGCAUGCAGUUAAGUCCGGGCAGCAACAGAGCCAUCAUGGCAACUACAACCACACAAGAAGUCCUGCAAAGCACCAAACAGGAGGCCUUGAUCAGCGCAUGGCUUCAGUUCAGCGACGGCUCCGUGGCUCCACUGGACCUGUACCAUCCCGACUUCUUUGUCCUGACAGCCACCUCCCUGGACGAGGAGGUGGUGACGGUGAAGCAGGACCCCUCGUGGAAAUGGCCUGUCAUUGUGACAGAGGCGGAGGGUCAAGGUCUGCUGGUCAGGGUGGAGAUGACCGUUUGUGAAGUUUGUCAAAAGUUCAAGCGCCGCAGCGUCCUAGCGGCGGGGAACUGCAACAUCAGGGUGAAGUUUGGCCACGGUGACAGUUCAAAGGGAGGGAACAGCGACUAUGGCCUGGACGGAGAUGAGGUGGAGAGCAGGGGCAGGUUCUCGUCCUCUCAGGACAGAACUGGCACUGACACUCACUACUACGGCAGCUCCAUCUCUGACAUAGAGGAUGGGGUGCUACAGAGAGCGACCACUACGAGGAGUGCGAUAAUACGCAGACCCAAUGGGGGUAAGUUUUCAGACGACGGCAGCCGAAACAUACCGAUUGACUUCGCGGACUUCCCCGCACAAGUGGACCUGCCCCAUGGCCGCAACAUGGACGACGACCUGGUUCAGACCGCCCGCGGACUCACAGAUUUAGAGAUCGGCAUGUACGCCCUGCUGGGGGUCUUCUGCCUGGCCAUCCUGGUGUUUCUCAUCAACUGCAUUUCCUACACGCUCAAAUACCGCCACAAGGAGCUCUCCGUCGAGGGCCAGGAGAACAUGAACCACGCCCACGACUGGGUGUGGCUCGGGAACGAGGCGGAGCUGCUGGAGAGCCAAAUCAGCCUUUCCCCUCAGCUGGAGGAGCAGACCUCCAUGAUAGACUCGAGCAGUGGGCUCGAGGAGGGCAGCCACCUGCUGAACGGGGGCUCGGCCCAGAAGAACGUACAGAGCCAGGUGCACAGAGCCCCGGACACAGGCUGCAUAGCAAAGGACAGCAAAGGAGACUCCCCUACCACCAAGAGAAAAAGGGUCAAGUUCACCACUUUCACCACCAUUCCUUCGGACAAUAGCUACCCCACUGUCAACACACUGACAGGAAGCCAUAGCCAGGACAUUCAGUGGGUUUGCCAAGACGUGCAGCUGGGAGACUCCAGUGAGUUGCGUAAUUACAUGGAAAGAUUAAAUGACAGUGCUUUGAAAGAGCUGGCAUAG